Cucurbita pepo subsp. pepo (vegetable marrow) is the source of this 1401-nucleotide messenger RNA. RefSeq names its product tropomyosin. The record is from RefSeq and is a predicted model, not a curated record. NCBI's taxonomy places the organism in Eukaryota, Viridiplantae, Streptophyta, Magnoliopsida, Cucurbitales, Cucurbitaceae.
UCUCUCAGUUGGUUGGUAUUAUCGUAUCCCAGUCUGGCGCGCGCUUUAUCGCUCUAUUUCUUGGCUUCCGCUCUGCGAUUUCAAUCGCUUCAAGUUUUCUCGGCACCGAACUGAAACUUGAACUGAAUCACAGCUUCUUGCUCUGCGGACUGUCGAAGAUGGAAGAGUAUUUGCAGUACAUGAAGACACUGCGCUUACAAAUGAGCGACGUGGAGGAUCAAGUUUCGAAGAUCUCUGUGGAAGAGCACAUGCACUUCACUACUAUUCGAACCAUGGAGAAUGAUCUUACUGCUGCAAAAAGUGAGUUAAAACAACUCAAAGAAGAUGCUGAGAGAAUGAUGCGGGCAAAGGGUGAAAUAUGCUCCCAGAUAUUAGAACAACAAAGAAAAAUCACCUCUUUGGAGCAUGACAUAUGUACACUUUCACAGACACUCGAGCUCAUUCAGCAAGAAAAAGUCAGCUUAGGAGCCAAAAUUAUUGAGAAGAGUAAUUAUUAUGCCAAAGUUUCUGAGGACAUCAGUCUCAAAUUCCAAGAUCAGCAGGACUGGGUAAAUGCUAACAUGAUCCGCGGAGAAGCGGAAGAGCACGAAUUGGUUACGUUUGAAACUGCUAAGCGAGGAAGUGAAACGGAAGGAUCUUAUGAUACAGUUGGAGGGAUCUCUGGCACUCGUAUUUACUGCAGUCCUAACAAUCUGGUGGAAGAGAGGAAAGAUUUAUUGGGUAAGUUGGAAUCUGCGAAAGCCAAACUUAGUCAAGUUUCAAAGAUGAAAUGUGCAGUUGUUUUGGAGAACUUCAAGAUUGGACAGUCAAUUGAGGAAGUUAAGAACGAAUUAAAUGAUUUCAAGCCAGAACUCAGAGCAAUGGAUGAUGUUACAUUGGAGGAAGAGUCCAAGGCGCUCUUAUCAGAUAAAGCUGGAGAAACUGAGUAUUCACAGUCCCUUCAAGACCAAAUUGCAAAACUGAAGGAAAUUUCGCGUGUGAUUAAAUGCACUUGUGGUAAGGAAUACAAGGCUGGAAUAAGCUCAAGUACGUGAUAAUGCAAACAGUCUGUUGUUUGGAAGAGUGAAGAAGAAAUAGGACAAAGCUAACCACUAUGCAGGUAAUUGAGAGGGUAAUAGAUGUUUGAUGGUGAUCUUGUGCUAGAAUCUGUCAAAACUUAAAACUUUGCUCAGCGGGUUAUUGCUGCAUUUGCAAUGUGCUAUAUUGUCUCUUAACGAGAGUAAUGUGCUAUGUUCUCAAUCCUAUUGCUGUGGAAAACGUUGCAACUACUCGAACUAAGAAAUACUUCUACUUAGUUCAAAAUUCUUCUUGAUUGCAAAACAACGUCGUUGGAUGUAAUGAAAUCUAACUAUAUUUACCGUGCUACUUUUGUGCAUAUUAAUGACAGCAAUUUGUUUCGAG